AUGGCAAGAUCAGGUCAUUCCACUCAGUUGACUUCUGGAAGACAGAGAACACAUCAACCACAGUCACAGAAGCUCAGGGAAAACGAAAUUUCAGAGCUGAAGAACUACCUUCCUGAGUGGACUUCUGCAAAAAGGAGUGAGAAACAGGGAGUUUUCAAUGCCAUAGUGCGAGCGGCCAGGUUAUUUGCUCCUAAGGUCGACCAAGGACAAUGGAAAAAGAGGAAGCAGAUGUAUAAGACUUGGUUGUUCAACAACAAGAAAAUGAAGGAAAUGAAGGACAUGAUUAAGUAUGGGAGGAAAUGGAUGCCUAGGCAGGUGAUCUACCAGCAGAACAGAGAGGAAGUGCUAAAGAGGAUUGAGGACGAGUUCGGGGCAAAGCCAGGAGGUCAAGACAUGUUCAAGUAUUAUCAAGGUGCGGUGAAGAAGGUCAUGGCUGAAUUGUCCAAGGAUGAGUUGGAGAAGGUGAAAGAAACCGCCAAAGAAUGGUCCAACAAUGUUCCUCCUCCUGAGAUACAGGCGCAAGUCGCCUGUAAGAAGGGACCUGUAUAUAUGGAGCACUUUUCAAAUGAGAUGUGGAGACAAUGCAGGAUGAGAGUGUUUGUGUUGUCGGCUUGGAAGAAUGAAUGUGGAGAGGUGCUGCUCAGGAUGCAUGAUGAUAACGAGGCAUUAAGGGAUGGGGAUGGCUUCAUUAAGACGAAGGACUGGGAGGACAUAGAGCCGGUUUGGCAGGAGUACGCGCAGGAACAGUUCGGUGCUGAGGCAUGGGAUGGAGGACAACAGGUGAAGGGAGGGGAUGGGAUGCCUUUGCUUCCAGACAUCAUGGAAACAAAACUUGAGCAGAAGAAGGCCAUUGUGAGGGCUUUUCUUACAAAGCACUAUCCGGAUGUAGACUUGAAGGAGCCUUCCAAGUUGCAAAAUUGGGAUACCACUGCCUUGCUCAAUUUCUGGUAUGCUCGGCAGGAGACAGGUGAAGGUCCGAUGUUCCUGUUCAAAGCAUGGAGGAAGAAAGAAGGUGACAUGGUAGAUUCCGUUGUAUCCAAGAAAUCACCUCCUCAUCAGAAGUGUAAGAGGGUGAUGAUCCGGAGACCUUGGGAUUUGUCAAUCGAAUCCGAGAGUGAUGCCGAGGGCAAUACUCAUCCAGAUGACGAAGCUGAUGUUGAUUCAGCUGAUGGUAGAUCCCCACAAAAGAGAUCCAGAAGAGCUGUGGGUCCUGCAUCAGCAUGUGAAGGAACUGCAGUGCCACAUUCAAUUUCCAAGCCUCACCCAGUCAAGCCUGCAAAAUCCGGCGCCCUCCUGACAUCACAAAUGGGCGACCUCCUGGCUGGCUUUAAUGCUGGAGACACCGGUGAUGUUGAAAAUGCAGUUCCACUGCCGGCCCCAAAGAGUAUCCGGGGGAAGAAAGAUGUGAUUGAGGCACCGGCGAGAACAACUCGGAGUAAGUCAGUGCAACAACCAUCUGACAGAGUUACUAGAGCAAGGGGCAAAAAGUAA
This is a messenger RNA of Suillus paluster, 1491 nucleotides long. RefSeq lists its product as uncharacterized. The transcript has 6 exons. Bases 1 to 1491 code for a protein of 496 amino acids. Lineage: Eukaryota; Fungi; Basidiomycota; Agaricomycetes; Boletales; Suillaceae. The record is from RefSeq and is a predicted model, not a curated record.